AGAAGGGUGCUCCACUCGAGACGAGUUGCCGCGCGUGAAAACGAGUCUUAAACAGUUUCUUUAACAUAAGUCAUAAAUGCAAUAAACGGCGAAGCAAACGAAAGAGUUCAAUUAGUAUAUAUGCAAAGUGCAGCGGGCAGCUCGCUUAUGGCGCCAGUGAAAUUCGAUUUACAAGUGACGAUGCAACUUAGCAACAACAACAAAGCAACAACAGUGUAGCACACUUGGCCAGCGAAAUUGAACGGUGGCCGUAAAACCGGUAAAAGCGGCAUUUGAACCAAAAACAACAAAAACAAAAACMAAAAAAUAYASACCCGACUGCAAGAACUUGUAGCGUAAGCGAUAUUCAGGGCUGAGUGAAAAAUAAAAAUAACAAAUCACUUAAAUUUAACGACCGUGGAACUAGUGCUGCCGCGGCACUCCAAAUAAUUAUUACAACAACAAACGCCGAAGUAAAAGCAAAAGUGUAACUUUCCGCUCGAAAUUGUAACUGUGUCCCUGUUGCAUUUCCAAAAUACACACAUGUGUGCAUGMAUGUGUGUGUUUUCCGAUAAAACUCACUAAAAUUCUGCGCUCGUCCUACUCGUCGGCGCAGUUUUUUUGCAAUUUACAGUUUCUGAAAUUCCGAYUUCGUGCCAAUUUCCCAGAUAUUCGCCAAAAACUGCAAGCAUUUCGCCGCGAAGUCCAACAACAACUCAAACAAAUGUAAAAGCGCCAUAGAUAGUUUAAAUAAAAAUAAUCAAAACGAGAUCAACGAACCAGAAACACAACAAAAACAAUCAGCAAGCAGCGCGAGUUUCGGAUUUUUGGCUUUUAGUUUUGUUUUGCCCACACACGCAUACACACGCGCGCAUAUUUACAUACAUACAGCUGAGUCUGAGCGAACGUGCAUAUAUUAGCCAUUUAACGGUACUUUGCAUACGACUUUAUUUCGGCGUCGCUUGAAACAAAUGCAAAUUAAUAUCGGAAAUUAGCACAAAGACGACUUGGCAAAAGUACAAACAAUAGCAACAACAAUCCAAAUAAAAUCGUUGAAUCAAACAUUAACACUGUGAGCUGCUCGAAAGCUUGCAAUUUCACACAAUUUCUUUAAUAAAAUUUUUUAUUUAAAUUUACUAGCGACUAAAUGAUUUAAUCUCUUUACUAAAAAAUAAAUAUUCAUCAGUGUGAAAACAUUAACGAAAAUAUUUUGCAUGCGAAAUAAAURCGAUUCAUCAAAUCUAUAGCCAACUAAACAAAAACGAAAAAAGUAAAACAAAAACAACAACAAAGCCAGAUUUAUCUUCAUUUGGUUGCUGACACUUGGCGGCUUUGUUUUUAACUAAGAUUAUAACCAGCAUAAAAGAUAUCAGCCUUAACCUAACCUGGCGUGUGGCACAUAACCAGUUCGUUGUACCGAUUACUUACGUACCACUGUACCUAGAAUUUAGCGGCUGAGUGUAUCGCGACGAAGCCGAAUGCAGUAUCUCACUUACGCACUGCAAACAUCCUCACGUUUCCUCACAACGUCCGCACCCACAACCAACACAAACACCGCCUUCAACAACAAUAACAACAACUACACUAACCCGCCCACAAACAGAGCGAUCAGGGCACAAUCCAACAACAACACAGACUUAAAUUUUCCUAACCAAAAUCCCAACAACAACAGCAAUAAUCGCCAACAGCCGAGAAUCACCACGACGAACUACAUCUCAGGCACUUCGCGUCGCAGUAGCAACAAUUCAGCAGCGAUAGCAGCCGCAACAACAAAAGUAUCGUUUGCGCAGAGCGAAGUCAUUCACAACUACCAAACAACAUCCACCACAACAACACUACCAUCAAUUCAUAGCACUUGUCACGAGUGCAGCUGCAGCGACGCAACAACAUUCGGAACAACCAGCGCAGCAGAAGAAACAGCUGCCGCCGCGCCGCCAGCCGCAACAGUAGCGCCAUCAGCGACAACGGUGCCGCAGCGCGAAUGAAAUUUACUCACGAUUAAUGUUAGCAUUGCGCGCAACAAACUGCUUUCAUUCUUCAAUCGCGACAUGGCCGCAACGGAUGGCCAAAUAAUACUGGCCGCCUCCCGCUUCGGUGACACCGAACCGCCGGUGUACCUGCGCGAGUUCUCCAAACAGCGAUUGCCCGCGGUCGCAAAAAUYGUCAAGGGACAACAUCAGAACCUUGGUGUGCCCACACUGUCRGCGCCCUCUCUUCAGAGUACGGCACUUUUCCUGAGCGCCGGCAAAAGGUAUCAGAUACUCGCACAGCCGAUCAAAAUCAAAGAGGGACGCAAGACGACAAAUGUCGGUGCAAAGGUGCUCAUACCGGAAACCUAUCCCGGUUACUUUGAGCUACUCAGCGAAGAUGGCCGUUCAACGCGUUGCAUCGAUUCGGUGCUCGAGCUUUCGAAGCGACGCAAUUUACGCGUUCUCGUGCGUGAGACGUUCCGKUGCACSCAGAUGAAUCGCACCAUUCACGCGGGCGAACUGCUGACRACGAUGAACGACAAUGGCAAGUACUUGCAAUGCAAAAAUAUAAAAGACGAGAUCAUCAAUUUGCCACUCGAUACCAAAGCGAAAUUCUCACCGAUCGCCAAGGAGGACAGCAUUAGCGGGGUGCAUACGGUGAAGAAUCUACUACUCAAACGGAUGCCAGUCAUUGUGAGACUUGUCCAUGGUAGUGCUCCYAAAGGUCUGAAGCAACCCUUCGUACCAGAGCUGCGUCUGCUCGGCUGUGUCGAAAUCGAUCGUAUAUUUGCGCUGCCCAUGCAGAAGGAUCACGAUUUGGUGCCAGUACCGCUCAAUGUAAAGAUUAAGUUGCAGCGCGCACGCAACAUGGAGCAGUUGGAGCACUUCAUAGAGUAUACCAGAUUCCUCGAGAAGGCGCAGCGUCUGUUGUCGGAUGCACGAGAUCGCCUGCAAAUAGUUGAUCUUAAGUUGUCGGAGAAGGAGAAGAAAGACUCCAAGUUCAGUAGUCGCAACAAAUUACCCGUGGUUAUGUUGCCAUCGGCCGCUGUCACCGGCGGUCUUAUGGAGAACGGCUAUGUGCUACGUAAGAGCGCCAGCUGUGAUGCAUAUGGCAAGGGUAUCGGUGGGGCAGGGGGGGUACUUACAAGCGCCGAAAUCGCCGAAGAGUAUAACGAAAUCGAUCACAUUUACGAUUACGUCCGCGGYUUGACGCCACUCUCCAAAGGGUUGUCGCGUUUUGAGCCGAUCUGCGAAACGCCGACUAUCAAGUCGCAUCACACCGACAGUAGCGGCAAUUAUUGCAGUCUCAUACGUGUGGGUGCGCACGCGAGCAACAGCAAUAAUAACAAUAACAAUAGCAACAGCUUAAAUGCCAGCAGCGGCAGCAACAUAAAUCACAGCGGUGGCGGUGGCGGUGCCGGUGCCGGUAGCGGCAAUAAUCUUAACAGCAAUAACAACAACUACAGUAGUUUAGAGUCAGUCAAGCAGACGACGAACACCAACACGAAUAGCAGUCACAAUAGCAGCAAUCACAGCCACAAUAACAAUCACAACAACACUGGCGGCAGUGGCGGUAGUGUUGGUGGCAACCAUCACCAUCACCACCAUCAUCAGAGCCACAGYCAUAGUCAUCAUCACAACCACCCACACCCACACCCACACCCGCACGCGCACCCACAUGCCCAUCAGCCAGGCAGUGGAGCCAUGGUUAACCACUACCACCAUAACCAUGUUCAAGAGGACAUCAAGCCAGUGCCACCGCCCAUUGAAACUAUACCGGGCAAGAAGUUGCCUGAAAAGCGGCAACGUCCCACAUUACCAAAGCUUUAUCUGAAGAACACGAACAGUGCGGGCACCACAGCAACUGCGGCCGCGGCGGCCAGUCAUCAUAAUCAACAUCAUCACUCGGCGCAGACGCAACACGCUCACACUGGCAACUCGACAGCAGCAGUGGUGAAUGCCACAGCGGCAGCGGUGGCAGCGCAUCAUGUCCAUCAUUACCACAGCAAAGUGCUGACACCUAGCAACAGUAAUAACAACAGUGGUUCUCAUGCCGCAAAUGGACCACUUAGUGCCGGUAUUAUGGGGGCCAGUAAGGAAUGCAUUCUGGAGCCACAGUCACCACUCUUUCAUAUCAGGUACAAGAGCCUCAGCAGCUUGCAGUUGACGCCCGAAAACACCUCCAUUGCCGUCACACCGAUCUCAAGUAACCCCAAAGGUAAUCAGUCAACCGCWAUACCACCGGAUGUGGUACUCAAAUGCAACAGCAUUCUCAACCACCAGUCGCAUCACGCGCACAACCUACCACCACCGCCGCCGCCACCACUCAGCAAAAGCGCCAGCACUGCCGGCGGCUUAGCAGCUGUAGCCGGCCUCGGCAUGGGCCUGGGURUGGGUGUCAUACACCAUAAUCCACGCGAAGGUACACUCGACUCGUCGCGCAGCGGCGGRCGKACCUCUGGCGAUUCCAACAAGUUGCCCGAAAAGAAGACGCGUCGCCUGUCGCGUCCGCGUAGUCUAUCGAAUUUAGUCUGGGAUCUGCGGCCAUCCAAAGAGAAGUCAAAAAAGAAAUUAUAUAUACAUCACUUCGAUCACCGCCAACAGGCGACACUAUAUUUGUAGUCAGGUGGCGGGAGGGUUGCAGCGGUGCGCUACUGGAAAAUGGCGGGACAAGUGGUCGAAGAAAUUGCCAUACAUAGACUUUAAAUAAGAUCUUUCGUAGAAAUAUKGGGCAUAGCUAUUUUGAAUACUUUAAGUUUGCGGUGGAAUGAAGACAGUACCAAUGAAAGAUGAAUGAUGUUGCCAUCACUUUAGAAACCUAAACAACCAUUUGAACGGAAUUUUAAUGCAUUAUCUUAAGCUUCUGAUCCGAUAUCUUCGUCCAGUUAGAAACCACGAUUGGAACACCAGCGCUAGUGUCAAUUUCCGAUCUUACGCGGAACCACUAAAAACUUUAAACGUCAAAGAUGAAAUGCACAAACCUAGAAAUUAGACAUUUAAACACAUUUAUUGAGAAAUGGAGUAAGAAGAGAACAAAUAUCUUAUAAACUUAGUAGAGAAAGCUUUAAAACUAUUUUUUCUCAAUUAAUUAGAUUGUGCCUUUUAUUAGCAAUUAAAAUCCUUUUAAAUAACAAAUUUUAAUAAAGUUAAAAGCUUAUUGGAAAUAUUGUGGCAAGACCCCCAGCAUACAUUUGUAUGUAUGAACAAUUAGUUAAGGUGUUUGGCUCACUUUUGGCACUUUCUUAAAGAAACUAAUAUACAAAAGCCAACUAUUAAGUUUUUGAAACCCUCAAAACUACGAAAAAAUAUUUGAAAAAUAUAAAAUUUUUGAUAUUUUUCCCAAAAUAUUUUUGAUCAUGUGAGAUCCCAAAAAAAUAUUUAAAAAAACCAGAAACAUAAGAGUUUGCAACAAACGCACAAAGAACGCCGAAAGGUGAAAACUGGAAGCAAAACAAGUCAGUGCUGUGCUGGCUUCGCACUGAAUCUUGAGAAGAUUCCUUGCGAGGCCCGCCCAGACACUAAGGGACGCCAUAAGUAGAUAACAAAGAAAACAAUUAAACAAUAAAAUAAAAGUGAAAGUGGAAGUGGAAGCAGUCUGAGAUAAACUGCAUUGAAUAUGAGUUAAAGUAAACAAAAUAUGCAACAACAACACUUCAAGUCUUUAAAAUUGUGAUUUUAAUUUUAUGUCAAAAAAAUGUACGUAGAAGCAUGCGAGAGUGCGCAGAGUCGGCAUUGGCGGAUUUUGUUGUGUUCGAAUCCGCGCGCGAGACCAGCCAGCCGGCGACGUUAUAAUAAUCUAUAAAUUAAGUGCAUCAUCUUAUUACAUUUUACUUGUUUAUUACUCAUGCAUACUUGCAGUCGCAUUUGUGUCCCAGUAGUUUUAUGUACGCUAAGUUAAUUUACAUUUUAUAUUUAUACGUUAAAUGCUUUUGUCAGUCACGUGUGCUUUUGAACAGUGCGGAGUCGGAGGCGCAAACUCCUCAGCAUUUUCAAAAGUGAUUAGUUUAAUGAAUAAAGAAUUUAUGCAAAACACAGGGCGGGAAGUGUGUGUGUGUGGGUAUGUAGUAGCCGCUGAGCGUUGAGUAAGCGCACUCAGCUUCGACUCCCCACGGGCGCUGUCGGCUGCUGCACAUUCAGCCGCACGGAACAACCAACAACGCAACUAACUUUUGCCUUGUGAAUGUGCAGCGCUUAGGAUAGACACACAUGCACACAUAUUUGCUCAGACUCAGCUGUUCAAUUGAAUCCGCUACACAUACCGUUAUAACUUCAGCACGUUAAAUAGUAGAAUGAGAACAGUCAGAGCACUGAUCGUUAGUAAUUGAUAGUUGUCUAGCUAAAGCUCAAAACUCAAUUAUUACAAAUGUCGGCAAAACUAAAAAUAGUUACAAUAACAAAAACACACGAAAAUAAACAUAAAU
Bactrocera latifrons is the source of this 6370-nucleotide messenger RNA. RefSeq lists its product as uncharacterized. The transcript has 7 exons. The record is from RefSeq and is a predicted model, not a curated record. NCBI's taxonomy places the organism in Eukaryota, Metazoa, Arthropoda, Insecta, Diptera, Tephritidae. The coding region runs from base 2028 to 4571 and encodes 847 amino acids.